Fulvia fulva is the source of this 1827-nucleotide messenger RNA. RefSeq names its product Serine/threonine-protein kinase BRSK1. Gene Ontology annotation, biological process: intracellular signal transduction; microtubule cytoskeleton organization; protein phosphorylation. The transcript has 2 exons. Gene Ontology annotation, cellular component: cytoplasm. NCBI's taxonomy places the organism in Eukaryota, Fungi, Ascomycota, Dothideomycetes, Mycosphaerellales, Mycosphaerellaceae. Gene Ontology annotation, molecular function: ATP binding; protein serine/threonine kinase activity; tau-protein kinase activity. The record is from RefSeq and is a predicted model, not a curated record. Bases 1 to 1827 code for a protein of 608 amino acids.
AUGGUUCCGGCGUCUCAUGGCGAGCCUUCUCAGCCAGCCGCGCCGAACAGCGCUUCGCCGAAGUCGAGGCACUCCAGGCCAGCCUUCAGCAGCGAGGACGAUCCAUCUCCUUUUGUCCAACCGUCGUCACCGAUGAUGGCCGGCGAAUCCCUCUUAGCCCGACAUCUGAGCGCGGGCCAGGACCACUCGGUGCGGCAAGAGCAGGCAGACAGGGAAAGUCAAAGUCACCACCGCGACGCGCCAAGGAUACACAAACCGAAGACGACGAGAUGGCUGAUAGGGAGCCCGUCGGAGGACCGGUUGGACUCUAUGACCCGGUCAAGUUCAAGACGAACCCGUUCACCGGAGAACCAGUCGCCAGAUCUAACAGCAACACCUCAGCCAACGGUGACGACAAGCAACUUAGAAAGGCUACCGACAGCGUCCCUGACAUCCGCAUCGACGAUAUCUCAAAGUGAUGUCUUGGGGUCACCUAGUUCACCUCAAAACCUCGGCUCCCUGGCAGACUCGAUCGAGUCGAUUGCCUCAAAGCUGGUCGUGUCUCCUCAGACAAUCCCUGAGACGUCAACGAUUCACCAUUCUUUGCCUUCGCCAUUGAUGUCGCCUUCAGCUAGCUUCGUGGAUGAUCCGCUUAGUAGACAUUCGAGCACGAGGUCCAUGCGCGUGCCUCGAUCCCAGCGGGGUCCGCCUACUCGACGAUCUUCCCGCCGCUCAGAAUCUACUCACACAUCGUCCAGUCCUGCUCACGCGUUCCUAUCAAGCUGGGGCAAGUCAAACAUAGAAGAGCCGCCACCGGAGCCCAAGCCAGAUGACGAGGGCCAGUCGGUAGGUCUAAACAACGAGUACAUCGUCGGCCGCACGAUCAACAGGGGAGGUUUCGGUGUCAUCAAGGAAGUUCAUUCAAUUGAUGAAAGCGGUAGACGGACGAUGCGCGCUGUAAAAAUUGUUCGCAAGGCGAUACAAGGUGUGUCUGAGUCCUUGAACGAGAAAGCGCAGCAGGAAUGCGAGCACGAAGUUUCGAUCUGGCGUUACCUUAAGCACCGGCAUGUGCUGGGGUUGCAUGCAGUCUACGAAACGGAUUUUGCCACGUUUUGUGUUAUGGAUCUGAAUGUCGGUGGCACUCUAUGGGACCUGGUACGCAAGACUCGGUCGGAUGCUGCAAAAGAUAGUGCUCGAAAAGGUCUGGCACCGCGCCUUGCGAGAAGCUACGCCUUUCAGCUGGCGUGUGCACUGAGAUAUCUGCACGAGGACAUCAGAGUCUGCCAUCGGGAUGUAAAGCUGGAGAACUGCCUCAUAGACAUGUCAGCACCGAAUGCGGACGAGAAGGGCGGAAAUCUUCGACUUUGCGAUUUCGGGCUUGCCGAUUUCCUCCACAGUUCAAGUAUCGACGAAGGCGAGCCGCCCACUGAGCGCUUCAGCGAGCAUCUGUCCUUGUCCACGGAGCUGCCAGUUCCUACAGUUUCUUCCAUCAUCGGUACGCUCGAAUACGCCUCACCCAAAGGACUGACUGUCAAUCGCAAACUGUUUGAGACGGCUGGUGAUGUCUGGGCUUUCGGCGUUAUCGUCUACGCUUUAUGUACUGGCAACCUGCCCUUCAGACACCCCAUGCCGAGCAAGACGGCCGAGCUGAUCUUGCGCGCCGACUGGGAUGAAGCAGCUCUUCGAGAUGCUGCAGCUGGUGGGCCGGACGUCAUUGAUCUGGUCAAGGGAUGCCUGGAGAAGGAUCUGGACAUGCGUUUCACCAUCAGCGAUGCACUCCGCUCUCCUUGGUUCGAAGGAUGCUACGAAGAGCUGGAAGAAGAGACCACCUCUGGAGGCUGGAGUUGA